AGGCAGGGGAUAUCAUGGAGAUUUCGUCAAAAGAAAAUACGCAGUUUUUCUCGAACAACAUAGUCCUGCCAGUUGACCGAUCUUCCUUCAAAUCUGAAUCUUCUGCUUCCAAGGAAAAACAAUCAUGUUGUGGAGGCAUAAAGAUAUUUCUUGGUGCAUUAUCUUUUGUUUAUUUUGCAAAAGCACUGUCAGGAAGUUAUCUAAAAAGUACUAUCACACAAAUAGAAAGAAGAUUUGAUAUCCCUUCCUCUUUGGUUGGCGUUAUUGAUGGCAGUUUUGAAAUUGGGAACCUCCUAAUCAUAAUUCUUGUGAGCUAUUUUGGAGCAAAGCUUCACAGGCCAAGGAUAAUUGGUGCAGGCUGCUUAAUUAUGUCAGCUGGAACAUUCCUAAUUGCGAUGCCCCAGUUCUUCAUGGGACGAUAUAGGUAUGAAAGAUUUCCUUCCACCAUGAAUUCAACUGGUAGGCUCUCCCCAUGUCUGCAGGAAAAAAGCCAAAUUCCACACUCAGCCUUGGAAAAAUCUCAAGCCAAAAUAAAUGCAGGAUGUGAAAAAGAAGCUGGCUCAUCCAUGUGGAUCUAUAUUUUACUGGGAAAUCUCUUGCGUGGAAUAGGUGAAACCCCUAUCCAGCCUUUGGGCAUUACAUACAUUGAUGAUUACGCCAUUGAAGAGAAUGCUGCGUUAUAUAUUGGCUGCGUACAGACAGUUGCAAUUAUAGGCCCAAUAUUUGGCUUUCUUCUAGGAUCCCUGUGCGCCAAGCUUUAUGUUGACAUUGGCUUUGUAGAUCUGGACAGCAUAGCAAUAACUCACAAGGAUGUGCAGUGGGUGGGAGCUUGGUGGCUGGGUUACUUAAUAGCAGGUGUGAUUAGUGUUCUGGCUGGCAUCCCGUUUUGGUUCCUGCCCAAGCACCUACCAAAACCCGAAAGCCGAAAGGACUCCAGUACCUCUUCUGAGCAGUCAAAGUUCAUCACUGAAGAUAACAAGGAGCGACAGAAAUCUUAUCAGCAGCACGUGAAGAUUGCUGAGAUGGCAAAAGAUUUCUUGCCAUCACUGAAGAAUCUUUUUGGAAAUCCAGUUUACUUUCUGUAUUUGUGUGCAAGUAUCAUUCAGUUCAAUUCUUUAAUUGGCAUGGUGACAUAUAAGCCAAAAUAUAUUGAACAACAGUAUGGGCAAACAUCUUCAAAAACUAAUUUUGUUAUAGGUCUUAUCAACAUUCCUGCUGUGGCCUUUGGCAUAUUCUCAGGGGGGCUGAUCAUGAAAAAAUUCAGAAUCAAUGUCUUAGGAGCUGCAAAACUUUCCCUGGGAUCAUCUUUCUUUGGUUACCUUUUGCUUCUUUCAUUAUUCGCUAUGGGCUGUGAGAACUCAGAUGUGGCCGGGCUGACCGUGUCUUAUCAUGGAACCAAACAGAUAACUCAUUAUGAGCAAGCUCUGUUUUCAGAGUGUAACUCAGGCUGCUUAUGUUCCAAAAACGACUGGGAUCCUAUAUGUGGGGAAAAUGGAAUUACCUACAUUUCUGCUUGUCUUGCUGGCUGUCAGGCAUCCAAUGGAAGUGGAAAAAACAUUGUAUUUUAUAACUGCAGCUGCGUGGGAAUUUUAGAAUCUCCUUCAAGAAGCCUCUCAGCCGUGGUGGGACCAUGCCAAAAAGGAAAUGAAUGUCCAAAAAUGUUUCUGUAUUUUCUGGUAAUAUCAGUUAUCACUUCAUAUACUUUGUCAAUAGGUGGCACACCUGGAUACAUACUACUUCUAAGAUGCAUUAAACCACAUUUGAAAUCAUUUGCACUUGGGAUCUAUACCCUGGCAAUAAGAGUGCUUGCUGGAAUUCCAGCCCCAGUGUAUUUUGGAGUGGCAAUAGACACCACUUGCCUGAAAUGGGGAAGCAAAAGAUGUGGAGGAAGAGGAGCAUGUAGACUGUAUGAUUCCAGGGCACUCAGAUACGUAUAUCUGGGACUGACUUUGGUGUUGGGCACCAUGUCCAUUUUCUUCAGCAUCGCAGUCCUUUGGGUCCUAAGGAAAAGGUCUGCUCCACAAGAUGAGACUGUGCCAGCCAACAGGAGAGGCGCUGGUUUAACAAAGAAGAGGAAAGAUAACUUUGUCAAUAGUGACCAUUUAAUUCAGACAACUUACUGGCCAGAAAAGGAGACUAGACUUUAAGAAGAUUGAGAUUUUGACAGUGACUUUAUCUAGUGAGUGGUGUUCCAGGCAAAAAUUUAUCAUCAUUGAAGAUCUUGAAGUGAGUUUAGUAUCCUCUCUGAAAAUGUUCAUAUUUAUGUAAUUUUUAUUGUAAAUGCAAAAAACAAAGGACAAACAUUUUAGAAUAUGUAUAGCUCUGAAAACACUGCUCAGCAUUUGUCCUACCAAGUAAGUGAAACUCGACAGAGGGAAUUUGCUGGGGCUAAGGGGGGCAGCUUGCUCCCUUGCUGAAAAACAGGUUUUAUGGCUGCCCCUCAGCUCCAUUUCUCCAGGUCUAGCCACAACAACCACUGCUGCCCCUUCCCUUCUGCACAUGAGAAGUGGUGCACAGGCUGCAGAACCUAGCUAUAGUGCUCUCAGCCUUACUAACA
Messenger RNA from Rhea pennata, 2557 nucleotides. It is a transcript of the gene SLCO1C1, whose product is annotated as solute carrier organic anion transporter family member 1C1. Gene Ontology annotation, biological process: bile acid and bile salt transport; sodium-independent organic anion transport; transmembrane transport. Gene Ontology annotation, cellular component: plasma membrane. The coding region runs from base 15 to 2147 and encodes 710 amino acids. Gene Ontology annotation, molecular function: bile acid transmembrane transporter activity; protein binding. The transcript is spliced from 14 exons. The record is from RefSeq and is a predicted model, not a curated record. NCBI's taxonomy places the organism in Eukaryota, Metazoa, Chordata, Aves, Rheiformes, Rheidae.